Messenger RNA from Suillus subalutaceus, 1555 nucleotides. RefSeq names its product Endonuclease/exonuclease/phosphatase. The record is from RefSeq and is a predicted model, not a curated record. Lineage: Eukaryota; Fungi; Basidiomycota; Agaricomycetes; Boletales; Suillaceae. Gene Ontology annotation, molecular function: poly(A)-specific ribonuclease activity. The coding region runs from base 164 to 1555 and encodes 463 amino acids. The transcript is spliced from 7 exons.
GUCGUUGCAUUCACUCAAUCCUUGAAUUUUCUGAGCGGAACGGUGCUCUUUACGUCAGCACUUACUUGGGGUCCAAUUUUAUAGUGCUCAGUGCUCACACAUGUGACUACAACCGAGGACGCUGUCUCCUGUGUUCUCUCGCUCCCGUUCCUCGAGGCCGUUCAUGGAGACAAAGCGUAUGUUUUAUUACAAGCCAACGCCCGAGCAAUCGGCUCUUGCGGAGGAACGACGUAGACAGCGCGAAGAAAAGAAAUUGCAACAACAGAAUGCACAAAAUCAUACCCAUCUCCCUCCAAUGUUUCUUUCUAGGCCAUGGAAAUCUUUGCCAAGCACACAGAGUGCACCUCGGUCUAGCAUCAAGGUCAUGUCUUGGAAUCUUCUUGCUCAAUGUCUGAUUCGCUCGAACCUUUUUCCAACAAGUUCAAAAGCCCUGAAAACUUCUCAGAGGGAGCCUAUGAUACAUGCAGAGAUUCUGUCCCAUUCUGCGGAUAUAAUGUGCAUGCAGGAAGUGGAUCGCCUAGAAAAGCUUUCUCCUGUCCUAGAACAAGCAGGGUAUUCCUCCGCUUAUGCUACAGGCCCUGGAAAGCAGCAUGGCUGCCUUAUUGCUUACAAACAGAACAAAUACAAUCGAGUGGACGAACUUAUAAUUGAGUACGACAAGCAGGAAGUGCGUGAGGAUUCUUCCCAUCCUGCUGCACGUAUUGGAUCGAGUCGCGUUACGAAAAAUAUCGGUUUCAUGGUCGCGUUGGCUGAAGCCGGCGCCGAUCACCAAGGUGUCAUCAUUGCAACCACCCAUCUAUUUUGGCAUCCUGCAUUCACGUACGAAAGGGCAAGGCAGGCCGGCAUCCUCAUUCGAGAAGUCCUUAAUUUCCGACAGUCUAUGAAACUCGACCAUUGGCCCUGCAUCAUCGCUGGCGACUUCAACUUUACUCCCGAUGACCCGGCAUACUCUUUACUCGUCGGCGAUCCGCUUACUGAGGCCCAGUCUCAGCGUUUGCAUAUAUCUCGUGUUAUUCAUAUAACCAUCGAUCCCACUGUACCAUCAACUACCAAGAAGGCGGACGAUGAAGAAGGAGAUGGUUCAGAGGCUGAUCCAGACAGGGUCAUUAAUAAGUCCCGAGUAGCCACUUCGUCAGAUGGACUGCUAUCCGACCUUGAACUGACGUCACUCUUCAUCAAUGGUGCCAAGCUUCGGAGCGCAUAUGAUGAAGGUCAAAGAGGUCAAAGAGACAACGGCACCUCAGGUGAUUUAUACACAUUUGGCGAUCGAGUCUCUUCGUCCCCGACCAGACUUGGAGCCCAUGAGCCAAUGUGGACUAGUUACACACACUACUGGAAGACGACGCUAGGUUUCUUCGUCUCUCCCUUCCCCCUUCGCUUGCUGAAUUUGAUUUUGUCAGAUUACAUUUUCUUCGUAGACACACCCAAACGCAGCAUAAAUGUUGCGGGCUACCUCAACCCACAUCGUACCACUGACAUGGAAGCAGGUCUUCCUCAGAUUGGCAUUUGCGGAAGUGAUCACGUCUCUCUUUGCGCAGAACUCUUUUUAUCAUAA